AAUUGUUAAUGUUACUCUAACGGACAUGUUUUAUGAUAAAAGGUCUAAGACAUUAGUGAUACUUGUUAUGUCACAUCUCUCUUCUCUGUAAACAUUAAUCUCAAAUAACAUUGAGAGGGAAAAUAUUCUAAGGUGACCUUCACCAAAUUCUUUAAAUUCUCUUUUAGCCUUUUCAUAUUUUUGAAAACACUCUCCCGUUUACUUAUAAGCAAGAAGAAUCAGACGAGUUCUUCGUAUUGUUGUUGUGUAGAUGUAUGUAGAACUUGGGUAAAUGUUCUGGGUUGACCGUUGACCAACAAAUGCAAAAUGCGUAGCCAAAGCUGCAGUUUCCGGUUUAAUACGGUUCGGUUGAGUCAAUACUCGUGAUUUAGUAUAAUCCGGUUCGGUAUAUUGCUCAUUAAGUUUUGCAACAUCACGAGUCAGGCUUAUCGUUAUCGUCUCCAAUGAGAAGCUAACAUUCAGAGCUUUAAUGGCGAUAUCUUCACCUUCGUUAAUACCAUCAUUCCCUCACGGAGAAACCAUCUCUAACCCUUUAAAACCCGACACUUCGAAUCCACCAAACCCGAUUCUUCAAAUCUCCAAAUGCACUUCCCUAAGAGAGCUGAUGCAGAUACACGCUUACGCCAUCAAAUCUCACCUCUACAACCAGAAAGAUCAUUCCUUUAUCACAAAGCUGAUAAAUUUCUGCACCGAAACUCCCACGACGUCUUCGAUGGCUUACGCACGCCACCUGUUCGACGUAAUGCCUGAACCAGACAUCGUGAGGUUUAACUCCAUUGCUCGUGGGUAUUCUCGUUCGUUGAACCCUAUUGAGUCUUUCACUCUCUUCGUUGACGUCUUAGAAGGUGGGAUGGUCCCUGAUCACUACACGUUCCCGUCUCUUCUCAAAGCUUGCGCAGCUGCAAAAGGGCUUGAGGAAGGUAGACAGUUGCAUUGUCUUUCGAUGAAGAUAGGGCUUGAUGGUGAUGUAUUUGUUUGCCCUACGCUUAUCAAUAUGUACACCGAGUGUGAAGACGUGGACGCUGCUAGACGAGUCUUUGAUAGGAUCCUUGAACCGUGCGUUGUUUCUUACAACGCGAUGAUAACUGGCUACGCGAGGAGGAACAGACCGAACGAGGCGUUAUCCUUGUUCCGUGAGAUGCAAGGUAAGAGCUUGAAGGUGAAUGAGAUCACCCUUUUGAGUGUUCUGUCUUCUUGUUCGCUUUUGGGGUCGUUAGGUUUAGGGAAGUGGAUACACGAGUACGCUAAGAAACACGGGUUCUGUAAGUAUGUAAAAGUAAACACGGCUCUGAUCGAUAUGUUUGCUAAAUGCGGUAGCUUGGAUGAUGCUGUGUCUCUAUUUGAGAGGAUGAGAUGUAAGGAUACACCAGCUUGGUCGGCGAUGAUUGUAGCUUACGCGAACCACGGGGAAGCGGAGAAGUCUAUGUUGAUGUUUGAGAGGAUGAGAUUUGAGAGUGUUCAGCCUGACGAGAUCACGUUUCUCGGUCUGUUAAACGCUUGCAGCCACAGGGGUUUAGUGGAAGAAGGGCGUGAGUACUUCUCAAGGAUGGUUAACGAGUUCAAGAUUGUUCCGAGUAUUAAGCAUUAUGGUUCUAUGGUGGAUCUUCUCGGUAGAGCUGGACGUUUAGAUGAUGCGUAUAGGUUCAUUGAUACACUCCCUAUUAGGCCAACACCUUUGUUAUGGAGGAUUCUCUUGUCUGCGUGUAGCAGCCAUAACGAUUUGAAGCUAGCUGAGAAGGUUAGCGAAAGGAUCUUUGAGGUAGAUGACUCACACGGUGGCGAUUACGUGAUCUUAUCAAACCUAUACGCGAGAAACAAGAAAUGGGAAGAUGUGGAAUCUUUGAGAAAGGUGAUGAAAGAUCGAAGAGCGGUGAAAGUCCCAGGGUGCAGCUCCUUAGAGGUGAAGAACGUGGUUCAUGAGUUUUUCUCAGGGGAUGGUGUGAAGUCUAAUACACACACAAAGCUUCACAGAGCACUAGAUGAGAUGGUGAAAGAGCUAAAGCUUGCAGGGUAUGUUCCUGAUACAUCAGUGGUGGUUCAUGCGGAUAUGGAUGACUAUGAGAAGGAGAUUACGCUUAGGUAUCACAGCGAAAAGCUUGCGAUUGCGUUUGGAGUGUUGAAUACUCCUCCAGGGACAACGGUUCGGGUUGUGAAGAAUCUGAGGGUGUGUAGAGAUUGCCACAAUGCAGCUAAGUUAAUCUCUGUUGUGUUUGGUAGGAAAGUUGUUCUUAGAGAUGUUCAGAGGUUUCAUCAUUUUGAAGAUGGUAAAUGUUCUUGUGGUGAUUUUUGGUGAUGCCCAUACGCAGAAACAACAAUGUAGUUUGUUGUAUUUUUAAGUGUAUAGUUUCUAUACAGUGAUUUUAAAGCGGACCUAAAAUGUUUAUUCGAUCUAGUGUUUAGUUUACACAAUGGUCGAUUACUAAUACAAUCUUCCGAGGAAUUAAAAGCA
This is a messenger RNA of Brassica napus (rape), 2449 nucleotides long. RefSeq names its product pentatricopeptide repeat-containing protein At2g02980, chloroplastic-like. The record is from RefSeq and is a predicted model, not a curated record. Lineage: Eukaryota; Viridiplantae; Streptophyta; Magnoliopsida; Brassicales; Brassicaceae. Gene Ontology annotation, molecular function: protein binding; zinc ion binding; RNA binding. Gene Ontology annotation, biological process: RNA modification. The transcript has a single exon. Bases 470 to 2293 code for a protein of 607 amino acids.